Messenger RNA from Dovyalis caffra, 174 nucleotides. Lineage: Eukaryota; Viridiplantae; Streptophyta; Magnoliopsida; Malpighiales; Salicaceae. The record is from the annotation of a GenBank genome assembly.
AUGGCACCUUCCAAGAGCAAUUGUGGCGAACUCUUGAAAUCUGAAGACGGGAUAUUGGAGGGUACCAAAACUGUUGCUUUAGGGGAAAGUGAGUUUAUGCAUAUGGUCGUUUGGCUUCCUCCAACUCUCACCUCCAAGUUCUGCGUAAAACAACAACAUUCUGGAGAAGAGUAA